This is a messenger RNA of Camellia sinensis, 1035 nucleotides long. The record is from RefSeq and is a predicted model, not a curated record. NCBI's taxonomy places the organism in Eukaryota, Viridiplantae, Streptophyta, Magnoliopsida, Ericales, Theaceae.
UUCUGAGGUCCAAGCUCUACAAGAUAUACAUAAAUGAAAACUUUUAAACAGACAGACACCGUGUCAGCAAUCGAACUGUAUGCUAUAUUGUCCCUUGCUCAAUUUAUAUGAAGAAUUCUUCCCAUGUCGAUCGGGACUGUUAUGUGGCCAUAAGAGACUUUUCCAUGAAAUAAUAGAAAUCCUGUACCCUGCAAAAGCAACAAGGAAUGAACUUGCACGAUGUAUUUACUUUAAUUUUUUCCAUCCUCAAUCUGCUCAGAUUUUUUUUUCAUAAGAUUAUGAAACUCAACUCAACCCAACAAAUCCUAAUUGUACAAAAGGAGGGUAGCAUGUAAGUAGAUAAUUGACAGAUUCAGAAUCUAGCUUAGAUGGAGGACUCUGGUCAGAAUUAAUUUGUUUUGUCAAUAUCAUAUAGCCCACUGUGGCGGAGCUUUCUCAUGUUCUUGAAUAUUUGAACAUUUUCAAGGUUUUGGUUCAUGUUAUUUAUUUGAAAGCAGAUGAUGCAGGAUAUGAAGCUGCCAGAUUGAGAUUUUGUGUUUGUAUGCAUAUAAUUUGCAGAAUAUUUAUCCUCCUUUAUGAUUUAUUCUAUUUAGCUUUCUAACUGUUGCCUAUCUGAAGCUCAUGUUUUAUCAAUUAAAUGCAGUCAAAUCCAGUUCUUGAAGCAUUUGGCAAUGCAAAAACUGUUCGAAAUAACAAUUCCAGCCGUUUUGGUAAAUUUGUCGAGAUUCAAUUUGAUAAGCAUGGAAGAAUUUCAGGAGCAGCCAUUAGAACUUAUCUUCUUGAGAGAUCUCGUGUCUGUCAAAUUUCAGACCCAGAACGGAAUUAUCAUUGUUUUUACCUUCUUUGUGCAGCACCACCAGAGGAAGUUGCGAAAUACAAGUUGGGAGAUCCUAAAUCAUUUCACUAUCUUAACCAAUCAAAUUACUAUGACCUCGUUGGUAUAAGUGAUGCUCAUGAUUAUCUUGCCACUAGGAGAGCUAUGGAUAUUGUUGGAAUCAGUCAGAAAGAUCAAGUAUAGCCUUUGUAUCCGAAAAU